UUGGGAAGCGGUGCCGUCUUACUUCACUUAGUCGACAGGAACAACUUUGACCGCAAAGUCAGCCAUGCCCCAGAGAUACAUGCCAGUGAACACAUUGACACGGCUUUCAUGGCUGAUGUUUUAGAUAGCCAAGCACGCCAUUCCGUCUCCUGGCUGAUACACGCCCUGACCAUGCCAUCGAGCAAUUCACGAACGAGACUGAGCUUCUGUAAUCGGUCCUCGAAUUUGGUCCACCUUUGGUCCGAAGUGUACUUGAGCGCGUUGGAUAUUGACUUGAAUGAGUUCCCAGCUGUUGGAAAGUGGGCCGAUGAUAUCGGGAAGCGACCCGUUAUACAGAAAGAUGGAAGCUGUGCCUCACAGCCAUCGGUACGUGAAUAG
Molecule: messenger RNA, 378 nt
Organism: Penicillium chermesinum
Lineage: Eukaryota; Fungi; Ascomycota; Eurotiomycetes; Eurotiales; Aspergillaceae
Exons: 3
Source: RefSeq, a predicted model, not a curated record